Messenger RNA from Odobenus rosmarus divergens (Pacific walrus), 703 nucleotides. RefSeq names its product chromosome unknown open reading frame, human C2orf76 (gene CUNH2orf76). The transcript has 6 exons. The coding region runs from base 95 to 475 and encodes 126 amino acids. NCBI's taxonomy places the organism in Eukaryota, Metazoa, Chordata, Mammalia, Carnivora, Odobenidae. The record is from RefSeq and is a predicted model, not a curated record.
CAGCGCCGCCACACCCCGCCCGAAACCACGUGGGUCUGCUCGCACACGCGCAGUGGGGAGCCGAAGGGGACGCCGGGAACAGGAAUUUCUCCACAUGGCUUCCAAAGAAGUGACCAUUACAGUUCGCCUCAUUCGUUCAUUUGAGCAUCGCAAUUUCAAGCCUAUAGUAUAUCAUGGAGUUAAUUUGGACCAAACUACAAAGGAAUUUAUAGUAUUUCUAAAGCAAGAUAUUCCUUUAAGGACCAACCUGCCACCACCAUUCAGAAAUUAUAAAUAUGAUAAACUAAAGAUUGUUCAUCAAGCACAUAAGGCAAAGACGAACGAGCUUGUGUUGAGUCUGGAAGACGAUGACACACUCAUGCUGGAAGAAGACAGCACGCUGCGUGCCGGUGGAAUCGCUCAUGAAACUGAAAUUGCAUUUUUCUGUGAAGAAGAUUAUAAGAACUACAAAGCUAAUCCCAUUUCAUCCUGGUGAAAACCUCUUGGGGGCUCCCUUUUUGCAUACCUGUAUUAAGCUCUUUAUUCCACUAGUGAGUUUUGGAAAUUGACAAAUAAACUUAAAAAUUAAUCUCAGGCUCUGCUAUUUGAGCUGAAGUCUGUGGUGUUUUCUCUAACUGCAGGUCUGCCCUUUUUCUUUCUUUCUUGUUGUAAAAUAAUAUAUAUUUAUGAGAAAAACAUUUUUUUAAGUGAAAGAAAUAGUUAU